AUACGCAAUUUUAAUCUCCUCAAUUACCUUAUUUUGUUUCCGUCUAUUGCAGGUAAGCGUUGCUCAGAGCGCGCUAAUGAAUGCUACGCCGGUCAAUGCCAAAAUGGUGGUACGUGCCUGCCAGGUUCUAUUGAGAAAAGUCUACAGUCCCAUUGCCGCUGCGCGUCCGGCUGGCAUGGCGUAUUCUGUGACGAACCGAUUGACCAGUGCAGCGGACAACCAUGUCAUAAUGGUGGUACCUGCGAAUCCGGCACCGGCUGGUUUCGUUGCUUGUGCGCUCAAGGUUUCUCUGGACCUGAUUGCCGAAUCAACGUGAAUGAAUGUUCACCGCAACCGUGUUUGGGCGGCGCAACCUGUAUUGAUGGCAUAGGUGGUUAUACGUGUAUUUGUCCGCCGGGAAGACAUGGGCUGCGUUGCGAAAUUUUGCUUUCCGAUCCCAAGUCCGCCUGCAUUAAUUCUACCAACACACUCUCGCCAUAUCAUGCUUUGAAUCAAAGUCAAUCCGAUUGGUUGGAGCUGGCGCUAUCUGGCAGCACUGACGAGUACUGUAAUGCCUGUAUCUGUGAGAAUGGCACGUCGCGCUGCACGAAUCUCUGGUGUGGCUUACCGAACUGCUUUAAAGUGGAUGCUACGACGAAAUCGUCAAAUCUAUCCGGCGCGUGCAAGCAACACGAGGUAUGCGUGCCAACGAUGAGUGAGGCCUGUCUAUCGCCGCCUUGCGCUGUACGUGGCGAUUGUCGUGCGCUGGAGCCAUCGCGCCGCGUGGCGCCUCCACGUCUACCUGCAAAACCCGAAUGCUGGCCCAACCAGGCGGUGUUGAAUGAGAAUUGCGCGCGUCUCACAAUACUGCUCGAUCUACAACAAGUUGUCGAAGGCUCUUCAGUGGAGGGACUUUGUUCUGUCGUACGCUUUUUACUGGCUUCGAAACUGGUAAAACGGACGCAAAACAGCAACGAAGCAAUGCUCAUUAUUAUUUGUGACCUGAAAACAGGCACUAACGACACCAUAGAAGUAACAGUGUCAUCAACGAAAUCAGCUGAUUCCGAAUUGCCCAUCACUGUUGGACUGCUCGGCGAGCUGUUAUCUUCGCGUCAGAUUAAUAGCUUGCAACGUAGGAAUGAGCUGCGCAAUGCAAAAUUCGCACCACUGGUCUCUAUACUUGAGGUUAAAGUAGAAACCGCACUCAUAGCUGAGGGCAACCACAACAGCCUACUCAUCGGCAUUCUAUGUGGCAUCUUCAUUGUGCUUAUUGGAUGUGCUGUGUUCAUCACACUCAUUUGGCGUCAACGCUUACAUCCGCGCUCCACUUCGGGCAUCAAUCUUACACCUUCCAUGGAUGCACUACGUCAUGAGGAGGAAAAAUCGAACAACUUACAGAACGAAGAGAAUCUACGACGCUACACGAAUCCCCUAAAAGGUUCGACAACCUCGCUGGGGCGUACCAAUGGCAUGGAACUUAGCCUCAAUCCUUCUCCAGAGUUGGCGACGGUCUCUUCAUUGGUGGCCGCUUCCACCUCAGCACUGCAUCGUUCACAGCCACUUUAUCCAACCAAUUGUGGCGAAUCGAAUUUCGACUGUGAAAUGGAGGUGAGCGCAACGGGGAGUAGAGGUAAUGCGACCAGCAAAACUGAACUGCAUCACGCGCACGUGCAAAAGCGCAAUUCACAAAUUUUGCUGCAUAAAACUCCUAAUUCCGAUAUGAAGAAGAACACUGUCGGAUCGCUGGAUAGUCCGCGAAAGGAUUUCGGAAAGAGAUCAAUCAAUUGUAAAUCAAUGACACCAGCUGCCAGCGAAGACUCAGACGUGCUCACUGUGGUGGUGUAAUACGCAAUCACAAUGGCAGUGCAGCAGCCAGUGUGUAUUCGAGCCGAUGAUCUCAGAAUAUCUACCGAAUUAAUUAGCAAACUUUAGGAUUAUUAAAAUUGCCUUUUUUGCAAAAAGCGGAGAAGAAAUAGGGAAUUGUUAUCAAAUGUGUAUAACACUGUGCGACAAUUUUAUGUCAGUUCGGGCUGGUUUGAACUCGUCUCGGCCUAAGUAGUUUUCAAAAAAGUGAAAAAAUAUUUUAAAAUAAAUAUCUUAGCGAAAUUAGG
Messenger RNA from Rhagoletis zephyria (snowberry fruit fly), 2090 nucleotides. Its product is annotated as protein serrate-like. The record is from RefSeq and is a predicted model, not a curated record. Gene Ontology annotation, molecular function: Notch binding; calcium ion binding. Gene Ontology annotation, biological process: Notch signaling pathway. Lineage: Eukaryota; Metazoa; Arthropoda; Insecta; Diptera; Tephritidae.